Triticum turgidum subsp. durum (durum wheat) is the source of this 648-nucleotide messenger RNA. NCBI's taxonomy places the organism in Eukaryota, Viridiplantae, Streptophyta, Magnoliopsida, Poales, Poaceae. The record is from the annotation of a GenBank genome assembly.
AUGGAUCAAGGAUCGCCGACGAGAGCAAAAGCAAUGGCGACCCGGUGGCUCUUGCUUCUACUCAGUAUGGCCGCGAGCAUCGACAAGUUAGCUGGUUUUAUAAGCAUAGACUGUGGCCUGCCGGCGAAUGCCGUCGGCUACGUGGACAACACGACGAAGCUGCGGUUCACCGGCGACGCUGGUUUUACCGACGCAGGCAGUAACCAUAACAUCUCUGCCCAGUACAUCACCCCGACGAUGCCCUGGGGCUGGCACACCGUCCGCAGCUUCCCCACCGGCGCACGCAACUGCUACACGCUCCGGCCACUCGUGUCGGCAGGGCCCAAGUAUCUCGUCCGCGCCAUGUUCAAGUACGGCAAUUACGACGGUCUUGACAUGCUUCCCAUCUUCGACCUCCACCUCGGGGUUAACUAUUGGAAGACGGUGAACAUCUCAGAUGCAAGCUCACCGACGAUUGAGGAAGUCGUCGUUGUGGUCCCUGGCGGUUCCGUGCAGGUGUGCCUCGUGAAUACUGGCUCAGGGACGCCGUUUAUCUCCAGCCUAAACCUGAGUCCCCACAAGAGCGAGCUCUACCCGCAGGUCAAUGAGACGCAAGGGCUCGUUCUUGUCACCAGGACCAACUUUGGAACUCCCAAGAAUGUCAGGUAA